Plutella xylostella (diamondback moth) is the source of this 648-nucleotide messenger RNA. Its product is annotated as zinc finger C2HC domain-containing protein 1B. Lineage: Eukaryota; Metazoa; Arthropoda; Insecta; Lepidoptera; Plutellidae. The record is from RefSeq and is a predicted model, not a curated record.
AGUUAAAUAUUGAUCAAACAGGCAGCACGGAUACAAAUAUUAUUUCCAACACCGAUAACAUAAUAAAUAGUUUUGUAAAGUUAUUUUACAUUUUUAUCAUGAACAAGCAACGGCAUGCAACCGUUGAGUUGAAAAAUCCUGAAAAUAACUGGAGGAAGACCCAUCAGGAGCUUAUCAACACCAUUCGAGCUGCUAGGAAAAUUCAGAUUUAUGUUAACAAAGGAGGUGAUAUCCGGGACCUGCCACAGCCGCCCCCGUCAGAGAACUUAGACUACAUCCAGUGUCCCCACUGCCUGCGCCGAUUCAACGAGGCUGCAGCUAACAGGCACAUGCCUAAAUGCGCUGACUACGAGUAUAACAAGCCGAAAAACCCGGGUAACCCGAAAUGGCGAUAAAUGACAAAAAGCUACUAUUUUCUAUGCUUUCAUAUCUAAGGUUGUUUGUGUUCAAGUUAGCUGUAGCACUCUGUAGUGUGCUAAUAGUUAUGCAGGAUUAAAGAUCUUCUCUUCAGUGACAGUGUUUCGACAGCAUUGUUUCGUUCCUUGCGAGAGGCCUAUGGACACGAUUAUUGGUUGAUGAUGAUGUAUUCCUACCUAUUUAUGUAACUUUCAAUUCUAAAUGAGUAAUAAAUUAAACAAGAAAUAUAAA